AAAAAGGUAAUAUUUACUUUUUAUAAUAAUAUACGGAGACAGCGCUUAGCUAUUUAUAUAUAUAUUUUAAAUAAUAAAAACCUAUUUUUAAUUACUAAGCUAUUUUAUAUAAAGCUUUUUAUAAUAAUUAAAAAUUAUAAUAACCUUUAUAUACGAAAAUAUUCUUAUUAA
Messenger RNA from Colletotrichum orchidophilum, 171 nucleotides. RefSeq lists its product as uncharacterized. The transcript has a single exon. The annotation marks the transcript as partial. The record is from RefSeq and is a predicted model, not a curated record. NCBI's taxonomy places the organism in Eukaryota, Fungi, Ascomycota, Sordariomycetes, Glomerellales, Glomerellaceae.